Colletotrichum destructivum is the source of this 2351-nucleotide messenger RNA. Its product is annotated as Putative protein kinase. Gene Ontology annotation, biological process: protein phosphorylation. Lineage: Eukaryota; Fungi; Ascomycota; Sordariomycetes; Glomerellales; Glomerellaceae. The transcript has a single exon. Bases 469 to 2337 code for a protein of 622 amino acids. The record is from RefSeq and is a predicted model, not a curated record. Gene Ontology annotation, molecular function: ATP binding; protein serine/threonine kinase activity.
CCAACCCCUACUGCUCCGUACCUAUGAAAUAAUUCCGUUCCCGCCCAGGACACCGACCUGAUCGGCUUCGUCUCAAACAUAAACCAAACCUCACACACUACCCAGAACAGAAAAAAAUCUCUUGCUUGGUGAAUUCUGCAGCUCUCCGCUUUCAGCUCCCACAUCCCGCCCACCCCAGCUCCUCUAAAGUGAAGCUGAACCGGGCUCUGAGGGCACGCGGUAAUGCAGCCUGUAUCGUCAGCGUCCUAGACGGCAGGCACGUCACCGCAUUGUCAGGGGGCUAGCGACCGAAAAAAGAGCGACGAACCAAACGCACCGCAAAAGGUACACCGAGGCCAGGCGAGGCAAGGCUGGGCCAGAGCCAGAGCCAGCACCCAGAACGAGCCAGGCACGGACUGAGCUGAUCCGACGACCCCGCGAGACUGGUCGUGUCGUCACGAACGUCUUCAGCUCUUGACAUUUGGCACCAUGGGUCAGUGGUGGGAUGCCGGCAGGAUCGACGCUACUGUCACGAGGCAGUUCGUCUGUCAGUACCUGCUGCCCGAGGAAAUCGAGCGCUUAGACAGACCACUGGCAUUUGGCGACGGCUUGACGGACGAGACGUAUUGGGAUUGGAUCAACAACAAAGCCAAGCGUAUCUUCUUGAUCCUCGUCGACCUCAAGAUCCCAGACCAGAUAUUCGGCAUUAUCGACGACUCCUGGGACGACCACGAUCUGCCCAUCUCUUCCGAACACGUCGAGCGCCUCAGGCUGACCGCCGUAAGGGACGACAAGAUCGAACGCAAGUUCUUCGUUCGCCAGUUCACCUACUUGCUCAGGCCCUUCCAACGAGGCGACCAGGUCGCUUUCAACGACCACGAGCUCGUUCCUCUCGAUGUUGUCGAGCGUCGCCCGGCCGGCAACAACGCAGUCGACAAGGUCGUCCUUCCCAACUGUCCUGGUUUGGUUUUCUACCGCCGCCGCAUCCCUUUGGGUACCGGCGUCGGCCAGCUUUCCAGAAACGAGUUUGUUGAGAUACUCAAUAGCAUUGGGUGCAUCCAGAAUGACCAUUUGGUCUCGUAUUACGCCUCGUACACCCAAGGCGGGGCGGCAUACGUCCUCUUCACACCUGGUACCGACUCCAACCUGAAGUCCUUCUUCGGCAACAACCCGUCCAACUUCAAGAACCUGGCCAAGAGAGAGAGAAGACGCACCGUCAUGAACUGGAUUCUGUGUCUUGCCGAUACCCUCGCGUACCUCCACAGCCGGAGGCUUUGCCAUGGUAACAUCAAGCCGUCGACGAUCCUCUUCACGAGCCAGCUCCACAUCUUCUACUCCGACUUUACGAGACUAAACGCUGAGGUGCUCGCCGGCUAUACGGACAAGAAUUCGUUCGACCGGGAGUCGUAUGACUACGCAGCGCCCGAGCAGUGGUUUCGCCCCACGGGCGGCCCGACGAGCCCCUUGGGCCGUGGGGCGGCGACGGCGACAAUGGCCAUAUCGACGUCUCCAGAAACCCAUACCAACUUCUCCAUUCCGCGAAAUGAUAACCCAAGCAGCCCAAACGCGAUGCUAAACACUCCGAAUCCGUAUCUGAACCCGCAGGCCGCUGACAUCUUCUCCCUCGGCUGCGUCAUCCUGGACUUGAUGAGCUUCCUUGUUAAGAAGACAACAAAGAGUUUCUCGGCCCAUCGGGCUGCCAAGCACAAGACCCCGGGUCGCGGUGGCGCGGUACUGGACUCGUCCUUCCACAAGAACCUAGGGCAGGUCGAAUCGUGGAUGUCGACACUGGCCAAGGAGGCGUCCAAGAAGGUCUCUUCAUCCGACGGCGGUUAUGUGUUUCGAGGCAUCGUACCAUUGAUGCAUAUCGUCGCCCGCAUGCUAUCCGCAAACCCCCUCGAUCGUCCCUCGGCGGCCGAGGUGCAGACCCAGGUCUACCAGAUCCUGACCAAGUACUGCGACAUAACAGAACCUCACUGCGUGCACCAGUAUGGAGGAUGGGACUUCGGCAUGUCAAACUUGCGCAUACAGACGGAAAGUCCCAACAUGGAGCUCGUGCCACAGCCGACCCGGCAAAACUCCGUGUCCCAGCCGUCGAGGCGUGAUAGCGAAAGCCUGAGCGGAAGCAUCAGCCCGAGAGGGCUAUCCCAUUCGAGGACGAACAGUAGCGGCGGCAUGUCGAACAACAGCGGAGUCAGUAGUGCGGCCAGCAGCGAGCGAGACCAAGAACGGGAUCUUGCGACCGGGUUCACAGCCAUCCGGAACAUCCGGGUACCCCCGGCGCGGUCGCCAGGGCCGCCGUGGGACUCGGGCCCCGCUGUACGAGGCGGACGCGGCGACCGAGCUCCGGUUUACUGAGCCCGACCCCGCCC